CAAACAGCUUAUAUAUACAAUUAACUAAAACAAAACGUGAAGACACUCUUCUCCAUUAACACUUGCUUCUCUUUAUUAACUUCAAAAUACCCCAAACUUAAAGCCGAAUCAAGAACAUGUCCGAUCACCAGAAAAUUCAUCCGGUGAGCGACCCCGAAGCGCCGCCACAUCCAACGGCUCCCCUUGUUCCACGUGGUUCCUCAAGAUCGGAACAUGGUGAUCCUACCAAGACACAGCAAGCAGCACCGUUGGAUCCUCCGAGGGAGAAGAAAGGAUCAAGAAGUUGUUGGUGCAGAUGCGUGUGCUACACGCUUCUUGUCCUCUUUCUCCUUAUUGUCAUCGUAGGAGCGAUCGUUGGUAUACUCUACCUUGUAUUUAGACCAAAAUUUCCGGAUUACAAUAUUGACCGGUUACAGCUAACCCGGUUUCAACUAAACCAAGACUUGAGUUUAUCCACCGCAUUUAACGUUACCAUAACCGCGAAAAAUCCCAACGAGAAAAUUGGAAUUUACUAUGAAGAUGGAAGCAAGAUUAGUGUCUUGUACAUGCAAACCAGAAUCAGUAAUGGGUCGUUGCCAAAAUUCUACCAAGGACAUGAGAAUACUACUAUUAUAUUGGUAGAAAUGACUGGUUUUACUCAAAAUGCAACAAGUUUAAUGACGACAUUGCAAGAGCAACAACGGUUAACAGGAAGUAUACCGUUGCGGAUUAGAGUUACCCAACCGGUUCGGAUCAAACUCGGGAAAUUAAAGUUGAUGAAAGUAAGAUUUUUGGUUAGGUGUGGUGUAUCCGUUGAUAGCUUGGCUGCUAACAGUGUGAUUAGGGUUAGAAGUAGUAACUGCAAAUACAGGUUUAGACUAUAAUUUUCAUUUCUUAUUCAUAAUUAUUUUAAUACUUGUCGCAUUUAUUCAUUACUCUAUGGAGGGGUUGAGUGUUGUAGUUCCCCCCAUCUGGUCGUCUCCUUUAUUUUUUAAGAAAGAACAAUUUCGUUUCACACUUAUAAAUAACUAAUAAAGGAAACUUUCUAUUUG
Messenger RNA from Arabidopsis thaliana (thale cress), 1031 nucleotides. RefSeq names its product NDR1/HIN1-like 25 (gene NHL25). The record is from RefSeq and is marked reviewed. The coding region runs from base 117 to 863 and encodes 248 amino acids. The transcript is spliced from 2 exons. Gene Ontology annotation, biological process: defense response to other organism. Gene Ontology annotation, cellular component: membrane. Lineage: Eukaryota; Viridiplantae; Streptophyta; Magnoliopsida; Brassicales; Brassicaceae.